Messenger RNA from Coregonus sp. 'balchen', 14249 nucleotides. The record is from the annotation of a GenBank genome assembly. NCBI's taxonomy places the organism in Eukaryota, Metazoa, Chordata, Actinopteri, Salmoniformes, Salmonidae.
AUGGGCUUUGUUGUUCGGCACCAUCGCUGUGCACGAGCUCCGAGCAUGGCGGUGGAACUCAAACUACUGUUGCCACAGGUGGCUAUUAUAGGACAGCAUUUUGGAAGCAAUGGAAUGGAAAGAAUACAUGGUGUUCUGUCCUGGAUUUGUUAAUGUGUGUUGUAAUGCCAUUGGAUGCAAAAUCCUGCCUGCAUGUUGGAAUACAAUAACCUCCAAUAGCUUCAUGUGUUUAUUAUCAUAAAUUGUCCGUCUGUGUGUGUGUGUGUGUGUGGUGUGUGUGUGUGUGUGUGUGUGUGUGUGUGUGUGUGUGUGUGUGUGUGUGUGUGUGCCGAAACUGAAUUGUUGGUUCAGUCAUGCAAUAAAUACAGUGUUUGGGAUUACUGUAAUAUAGCCUAAAUUGUGCAACUUUCUCAAGUUACAAUUAUUUUGUCUGCACCUUGUUGCAUUUUCUUAUCAGCUCCGACCCCAUUACCAUAGAACUAAAAAGGAUUGUAGUCAUGGGGUUCUAGUAUGGCUGUUAUGUGCAAUAGCAACAUUCUCUCCAUUAAGGACUUUUAACUAAAUCAUUUUCAGGAGGGUUUGGGCUGUUUUCUCACCAGUUAACUGUACAAUUCUACCUGUAACAAAGGUGAACAAGUCAGGCAUAUUUGACAAUAAGCCAUCAACAAGCUAGCCAUCUGCUACAAACACAGGAAUGAACUCUAUACGCCCUACCAACUUGGCACAGACGUCAAUUCAACAUCUAUUCCACAUUGGUUCAACGUAAUUUAAUUGAAAUGACGUGGAAACAACAUUGAUUCAACCUGUGUGUGCCCAGUGGGAAGUGUAUAAAAAGAAAACAAAUGAGCUCCCCAAACCUUAAGAUAUCUUCUAUGUCUGUGCCUUACAGCCUUAUAUCACCACUAAAAUCCAAUACAGCCUCCACUGGGACUCUCCAGGGAGAAGCCAUCACAUCUAUGAGCCUUUAAAUGAUGUUAAAUGGACAUGGAAGCACUCUCCACUGAUCCAUCCCCAGUAUAGUGCAACUGCAGCUCCAUCCAUCUCAUAUGGUCAUUAUGAGAGGGGCUGGGCGGACACGUGGAUAUGAAAGGAUCCAUUAUGAUUCACCGGUGAAGAGGAGUGAGUGGACCUGGAGGGUGUCUGAUCAACAGUAGACAAAUGGGGAGUUAAAGUCUGCAGGGUCCCUUGUGGCCCCCCAGGUGCAGGCGUCCAUAUUGGAUGGAUCAUUCUAAGGUACAUACAGAAGACAAAAUUAUAUUUGGUUAACAGAUGGGGUAUUAAUAUCAACCUCAAACAGGAGAACAUGUCAUAUAGGCUUUUACAGACACACAGACAGAGAUGCAUGCACACACACACACAGAUGGGGACUUUAGAUUACAUAAUAACAACACACACUUCUGCUGAAGAGGCCUCGUUGAGAUAAAACAAAGCAAAUUUUCACUUGAAAAAGAAGAACAAGUCUUCCCUGUUUUUCACACUGUGACUAUCUAGCUCCACUGGGCACCUUUUUAAUCUCAAAUUGACAGAUUGGUUUAAUCACUUGGAUAUUUGUGUUGAAUUCAAGAUACAUUUCCAGCUCUUCCAUACUAAAUCAGACAAUUUCUUCAAUUUAUCUGAGCUUUCCUCAACAUUGUACAUUUCUCACUGAUAACAUAGUCCAUUUCUGGUAUGGCUGUUGCAUAACUUAACAAACUAUUGAGCGGCUUAUUAAUGUGUGAGAUGAGGCCUAAUCCCUGACAUGUUGAAGCGUAAAACCACAACUUGAAGUGGAUUGAAGAUGUUAAGGUGAAUCAGCGCUAAACAAUAAAGUGCUGUAUAUCCCCUAAAGAGCUGCAUACUAUAGAAAAACAUGAAGAGGGGAUAAACUAUUAAACUUUACAACUAUUUCAAGUUUAAACUUAAGUUAGUUGGCUAAAAUGUGUUUUACUAAAACACAGUUUAGCUAGCUAACUUUAGCUUGCAUCACAUUUAGUAUUUAAUAAAUUAUCUGUCAACUAGAUUUUGCUGCUCUAAGAGCAGUUUGAGUCAACUUGGUCUUCUGCUGCUCUAAGAGCAGAACUGUCAGUACUGGCCUCAACACAGUCAGUAAUCCAUAUUCCUUUUUCCCCAUUUUCCCACAUUCUUUUAUUCCCUUUUAAUGAUGUGUGUACUUGUGACCCAUGUGAAAUGCACUUAAAAUAAUCUCUGACUUCAGUACUAACAUAUCACUUUUUGCUUAACUGUAAAACAUUAAUGAUUGAAUUGGUGAAGAUCAGAUGAUGUAUGUUGGGUUGUCUUUUUGCUCCUAGGCGUGUAACGAGCUGGGUCAGAUCUGGAUGGAGUCAGGUGUGAGAGAGAAUGCAGUGCCUGGACACAUCCAGCUCAUCAUACCAAUUGGAGACCGCCUGCUUCACAGUAUGUCACAACACACACACUUACGCUAUAAGCAGUUGUUUUCUAUUUAUUCUAAAUAAAUGUCUGUAGACUCGUAACACAAGAUUUGGUGGCCUGUGUGGUUAGUGCCGCAGACCCUGGCACACAUGUAUGGCCUAGUCUACUAGAGCCUGCAUCAGUUCGAAUCCGACCAACUGCCCUUCUCUGGCAACCUGUCCUACUGUUCAUGUCUUCUUUUCCCUCUCCUUUACCAUCAUUUCAAUAAAAUAAAUAAAACCCACAAAUAUACACUCAGUGGCCAGGUUAUUAGGUACACAAAUCUAGUACCGGGUCGGACCCCCCUUUGCCUCCAGAACAGCCUGAAUUCUUCGGGGCAUGGAUUCUACAAGGUGUAGCAUUCAAAUGUUGCUCAAUUGGUCUCAAGGGACAAUGUUUUUCCACUCCUCAAUUGUCCUGUGUUGGUGAUCGUGUUCCCACUAGAGCCGCUUCUUCUUGUUUUUAGCUGAUAGGAGUGGAACCCAGUGUGGUCAUCUGCUGCAAUUGCCCAUCCGUGACAAGGACCGACAGGUUUUGUGUUACGAGAUGCCGUUCUGCACACCACUGUAGUACUGCUCCAUUAUUUUCCUGUUUUUGGCCCUCCUGCUAGCUUGAACGAUUUUUGCAAUUGUCCUUCGACCUCUCCCAUCAACGAGCUGUUUUCGCCCACAGGACUGCCACUGACUGAAUGUUUUUUGUUUGUCAAAGCAUUCUCGGUAAACUCUAGACACUGGCAUGCGUGAAAAGCCCAGGAGUCCGGAUGUUUCUGAAGUACUGGAACCGGCAUGACUGGCACCGACAAUCAGGCCUUAGGUCACUCGUUUUGCCCAUGCUAACGUUCAAUUGAACAAUAACUGAGUGCCUCGAUGCGUGUCUGCCUGCUUUAUAAAGCAAGCCACAGCCACCUGACAAACUGUCUGUAAGAGAGAACCAUUUUCGUGAAUGGGGUGGUGUACCUACUAUAUAUACGUGUGUGUGUAUAUACAGUGGGGAAAAAAGUAUUUAGUCAGCCACCAAUUGUGCAAGUUCUCCCACUUAAAAAGAUGAGAGAGUCCUGUAAUUUUCAUCAUAGGUACACGUCAACUAUGACAGACAAAAUGAGAAAAAAAUUCCAGAAAAUCACAUUGUAGGAUUUUUAAUGAAUUAAUUUGCAAAUGAUGGUGGAAAAUAAGUAUUUGGUCAAUAACAAAAGUUUCUCAAUACUUUGUUAUAUACCCUUUGUUGGCAAUGACACAGGUCAAACGUUUUCUGUAAGUCUUCACAAGGUUUUCAACACACUGUUGAUGGUAUUUUGGCCCAUUCCUCCAUGCAGAUCUCCUCUAUAGCAGUGAUGUUUUGGGGCUGUCGCUGGGCAACACGGACUUUCAACUCCCUCCAAAGAUUUUCUAUGGGGUUGAGAUCUGGAGACUGGCUAGGUCACUCCAGGACCUUGAAAUGCUUCUUACGAAGCCACUCCUUCGUUGCCCGGGAGGUGUGUUUGGGAUCAUUGUCAUGCUAAAAGACCCAGCCACGUUUCAUCUUCAAUGCCCUUGCUGAUGGAAGGAGGUUUUCACUCAAAAUCUCACGAUACAUGGCCCCAUUCAUUCUUUCCUUUACACGGAUCAGUCGUCCUGGUCCCUUUGCAGAAAAACAGCCCCAAAGCAUGAAGUUUCCACCCCCAUGGUUCACAGUAGGUAUGGUGUUCUUUGGAUGCAACUCAGCAUUCUUUGUCCUCCAAACACGAUGAGUUGAGUUUUUACCAAAAAGUUAUAUUUUGGUUUCAUCUGACCAUAUGACAUUCUCCCAAUCCUCUUCUGGAUCAUCCAAAUGCACUCUAGCAAACUUCAGACGGGCCUGGACAUGUACUGGCUUAAGCAGGGGGACACGUCUGGCAAUGCAGGAUUUGAGUCCCUGGCGGAGUAGUGUGUUACUGAUGGUAGGCUUUGUUACUUUGGUCCCAGCUCUCUGCAGGUCAUUCACUAGGUCCCCCGUGUGGUUCUGGGAUUUUUGCUCACCGUUCUUGUGAUCAUUUUGACCCCACGGGGUGAGAUCUUGCGUGGAGCCCCAGAUCGAGGGAGAUUAUCAGUGGUCUUGUAUGUCUUCCAUUUCCUAAUAAUUGCUCCCACAGUUGAUUUCUUCAAACCAAGCUGCUUACCUAUUGCAGAUUCAGUCUUCCCAGCCUGGUGCAGGUCUACAAUUUUGUUUCUGGUGUCCUUUGACAGCUCUUUGGUAUUGACCAUAGUGGAGUUUGGAGUGUGACUGUUUGAGGUUGUGGACAGGUGUAUUUUAUACUGAUAACAAGUUCAAACAGGUGCCAUUAAUACAGGUAACGAGUGGAGGACAGAGGAGCCUCUUAAAGAAGAAGUUACAGGUCUGUGAGAGCCAGAAAUCUUGCUUGUUUGUAGGUGACCAAAUACUUAUUUUCCACCAUAAUUUGCAAAUAAAUUCAUAAAAAAUCCUACAAUGUGAUUUUCUGGAUUUUUUUUUCUCAUUUUGUCUGUCAUAGUUGACGUGUACCUAUGAUGAAAAUUACAGGCCUCUCUCAUCUUUUUAAGUGGGAGAACUUGCACAAUUGGUGGCUGACUAAAAACUUUUUUUCCCCACUGUAUAUGCAUAUAUAUUUACAUGAAUUGCUUUACCACAUUUUUGCAGUAUUACUUUAGUGCCUUGUUGCAAACCGGAUGAAUGUUAUGGAAUAGUUGUAUACUGUAUAGGCUUCCUUCUUUUAACUCUGUCAAUUAGGUUAGUAUAGUAGAGUAACUACAAUCUUGUUUAUCCAUCCUCAGUUUUCUCCUAUCACAGCCAUAAAAUAUGUAACUGUUUUAAAGUCACCAUUGGCCUUAUGGUGAAAUCCCUGAGCGGUUUCCUUCCUCUCCGGCAACUGAGUUAGGAAGGACGCCUGUAUCUUUGCAGUGACUGGGUGUGACUUGAUACACCAUACAAAGUGUAAUUAAUAACUUCACUAUGCUCACAGGGAUAUUCAACGUCUGCUUUUUUUUUUUACCCAUCUACCAAUAGGUGUCCGUCUUUGCGAGGCAUUGGAAAAUCUCCCUGGUCUUUGUGGUUGAAUCUGUGUUUGAAAUUCACUGCUUGACUGAGGGACUUUACAGAUAAUUGUAUGUGUGGUACAGAGAUGAAAAACAUAAUUCCACUUAAUGGGGUAUUGUGUGUAGGCCAAUGAAAAAAAUGACAAUUUAAUCAAUUUUGAAUUUAGUCGAAAAAGUAAAGGGGUGUGAAUACUUUCUGAAGGCACUGAACUUAACAUUUAAUUUCGAAUUCCUUAAUUGUUUGAAACCUGGACGUUUUACUUCAUAUUAUGAGGCAUGUCUUACCUUGCUUUAAAGUAGCCUAUAUCGAAAAUCCCACCAUAGAAACGUGGAGGCAAUUAUUCUUAUGAAGACGUACUCAUACAGUGCUUUCGGAAAAUAUUUUGUUAGGUUACAGACUUAUUCUAAAAUGUAUUACAUUGGGGUUUUUACUAAUCAAUCUACACACAAUACCCCAUAAUAACAUUGCAAAAAAAGGUUUCUAGAAAUGUUUGCUAAUUUAUUAAAUAAAAAAAACAGAAGGAAAUAUCAGAUUUACAGAGGUAUUUAGACCCUUUACUCAGUACUUUGUUGAAUCACCUUUGGCAGCAAUUACAGCCUCGAGUCUUCUUGGUUAUGACUCUACAAGCUUGGCACACCUGUAUUUGUGGAGUUUCUCCCAUUCUUCUCUGCAGAUCCUCUCAAGCUCUGUCAGGUUGGAUGGGGAGUGUUGAUGCACAGCUAUUUUCAGAUCUCUCCAGAGAUGUUUAUUCGGGUUCAAGUCCGAGCUCAGGUUGGGCACUCAAGGACAUUCAUACACUUGUCCCGAAGCCACUCCUGCGUUGUCUUGGCUGUGUGCUUAGGGUCAUUGUCCUGUUGGAAGGUGAGCCUUCGCCCCAGUGUGAGGACCUGAGCGCUCUGGAGCAAGUUUUCAUCAAGAAUCUCUCUGUACUUUGCUCCAUUCAUCUUUGUCACGAUCCUGACUAGUCUCCCUACCACAGAAAAACAUCCCCACAGCAUGAUGCUGCCACCACCAUGCUUCACCGUAGGGAUGGUGCCAGAUUUCCUACAGACGUGACGCUUGACAUUCAGGUCAAAGAGUUCAAUCUUGAUUUCAUCAGACCAGAGAAUCUUGUUUCUCAUGGUCUGAGAGUCUUUAGUUGCCUUUUGGCAAACUCCAAGUGGGCUGUCGUGCCUUUUACUGAGGAGUGGCUUCCGUCUGGUCACUCUGCCAUAAAGGCCUGAUUGGUGGAGUGCUGCAGAGAUGGCUGUCCUUCUGGAAGGUUCUCCCAUCUCCACAAAGGAACUCCAGAGCUCUGUCAGAGUGACCAUCGGGUUCUUGGUCACCUUCCUGACCAAGGCCCUUCUCCCCCGAUUGCUCAGUUUGGCCGGGUGGCCAGCUCUAGGAAGAGUCUUGGUGGUUCCAAACUUCUUCCAUUUAGGAAUGAUGGAGGCCACUGUGUUCUUGGGGACCUUCAAUGCUGCAGAAAUGUGUUGGUACCCUUCCCCAGAUCUGUGCCUCGACACAAUCCUGUCACAGAGCUCUACGGACAAUUCCUUCGACCUCAUUGCUUGGUUUUUGCUCCAACAUGCACUGUCAAAGGUGGGACCUUAUAUAGACAGGUGUGUGCCUUUCCAAAUCAUGUCCAAUCAAAUUAAUUUACCACAAGUGGACUCCAAUCAUGUUGUAGAAACAUCUCAAGGAUGAUCAAUGGAAACAGGAUGCACCUGAGCUCAAUUUCUAGUCUUAUAUCAAAGGGUCUGAAUACUUAUGUAAAUAUAGUAUUUCUGUUUUUUAUUUUUUCUACAUUUGCAAAAAAAUUCUAACAGCCUGUUUUCGCUUUGUCAUUAUGGGGUAUUGUGUGUUGAUUGAUGAUGAUUAUUUUUGUAAAUCCAUUUUAGAAUAAGGCUGUAACGUAACAAAAUGUGGAAAAAGUCAAGGGGUCGGAACACUUUCCGAAGGCAUUGUAUGCUUUCUCCUGUUCUUUCAUUGUCUAGCAUCCAAAGGUAUUAUCCUAGUCAUAUUAGCAACCCAUGAUAAUUGUUUCAUAUUUAAAUCCCCCCUACAUUUUUGUGUAUGGGUGGUCCCGGGGAUCGAACCCACUACCUUGGCGUUACAAGCGCUGUGCUCUACCAGCUGAGCUACAGAGGACCACCAUGGGCGUGGUGGCAGGGAUCCUGCUCCAAAAUGUUCUCUUCUUGUUCUCUCUGAAUAACAUUGGUUUGGAUCUGAGCUGAUCCCUGGGUCAUGUUCAUUAGGCACCAAACUGAAGAAAACUGACUAAAGUAGGGAGACACAACCUGAACUUGUCCAAUAAGAAACACUUGUUUUUGUUUUCUGUUACUUGUACUGUAUAUAACUUAUAUAGGCUGUAAUGGCUGUAAUGGAAUAAAUGGAACAGUAUCAAACAUAUGUAAACCACGUUUGACUCCGUUCCUUUAAUUCCAUUCCAGCCAUUACAUUGAGCCCGUCUUCCUCUAGCUCCUGCCACCAGCCUCCAUAUAUAUAUAUAUAUAUAUAAACACAAGUUACUGCUAUAGAGAUUAAGAAGAUGUCGGUGAGUUUUCAGUGCUUUGCAGUGUACUAAUCUCUUUGUCCCAGUGCACUCCUCCCCUGGUGGUGGUGAACAACAUUGAUGUGAAGACAGGGGUGUGUGCUGCCAGCAUACCUACCACCAUUGGCGUGGUGGCAGGAAUCCUGGUCCAAAAUGUCCUAAAGUAAGAUCUGAAUUACAUUAGUUUGAUCUGAGCCCUGGGUUCCGCACCAAGCGGAAGAAACCUGACUAAAACAGGGAGACUACCUGAACUUCUCCAAUAAGAAAUACUUUUUUUUUGUUUUUUGUGAAAUGUUUUGCUACGGUUAUCCCUAAUGAAUACGACCCAUGCAGAGUUUCCUAUGAAUAUAUCCUUACAGUGGUUUGUGGUCCUCUAACAGGUACCUGUUGAAGUUUGGCACGGUCAGCCACUACCUGGGCUACAAUGCUAUGCAGGACUUCUUCCCCACUAUGGCCAUGAAGGCCAACACCACAUGUGAUGACCGCCACUGCAGGGAACAGCAGGACGACUAUAAACUAACCAAGGCUCUCUCUCUCUCUGUUUCUGUCUCUGCCAGUCUCUGUGUUUUCCUGUCUCUCUCUCUUUUUUUUAUCCUCUUUGUCUCUUUAUCUCUCUCUCUCCCUGCCUCUCCCUCGCCCAUCAUGACCUGGGGUGUGUGAGGGGACGUAUAUGACCAAGUACAGUUGUAAUUAACAGUGGUGUGUGCUUGACAUUGAUUGUCACGUAGGCCACAUGAUAGAAGCUCCAUGGAAAGUGUCACCAAUGUUUUUUACCACAUGAUUUUCUGAUUUCCACUCACUCAUGUUUUGGAUCAGGUUCUGGUGUUAAUGGUGUCCCUCCCUACUGUCUUUUCCAGGGCAGCCAAGGUGUUCCUGACCAGUUCUCUGGAGAUGUGUCAGCGUGUGUUGUGGCAGGACCACCCGGACUGUGCCCAGUCCCUCAACAACCAAGCUGCGAUCCACAUUGAGAGGAGGGAGUACGAGACUGAAGAGAUGUAUGAGAGAGCCCUGGACGUCAGGAUGAGAGCCCUGUCCUCUGACCACCCUUCUCUGGCCUACACCCUGAAACACCUGGCUAUGCUCUAUAAAAGCUGGGUAGGUUGAGCUGCGACGUUUCUAACCAAACCAUCACAGGGCUGUUGUAUAUAAUCUUAUUAGGCCAACAUUUUAAAUGACAAGUUCUCUUUUUUACAACCAUGUAAAUGGCAUGUUAUAGAAGUGUACAGACAGUUUUUUUAGAAACUUACCCCAACCAGCGAUACACUUCCUCAUCCUCGUUGUGCAGUAUGGAGGUGCCGGAAAAACAUAAACAAAGGCUCCCAAAACAGAUAGAUGGCAAUAAAAACUGUAACAUAGAGGCUCCGAAUAAAUUAGAGGAAAAACAAAAAGAAAUGGAAAAACUUAUUCAAGAAAGAUCAAGUGUAAUAUAUUAUAAAAAUAAAGCAAACUGGAUGGAAUAUGGGGAAAAAUGCACAAAAUUCUUUUUUAAUCUUCAACAUAGGAAUGCUACCAAAAAGAACUUAAUGAAACUCGUUACAAUUGACGGAGUCACCCAUAAUUCACCAAAUGAUAUUUUGAAGGAAGAAACAAAGUACUUUAAGCAUAUGUUUUCUUUUCAGUCGCCUCCAUCUCCUCUAACUGAAGCUAAUUGUAGAGAUUUUUUUCUAUUGAUAAUGUCAAAUUAACAGCCACACAGAAAGACUCAUGUGAAGGUGAAAUUACAGAGGAGGAACUUCUGGAUGCAAUUAAAGACUUUAAGUCCGGGAAAACUCCAGGGUUGGAUGGCAUACCAAUCGAGGUAUACCAAACCUUUUUUGAUAUACUAAGAGGACCGUUAUUAGCAUGUUUUAACCACUCCUAUGUAAAUGGUAGAUUAUCUGACACUCAAGAAGAAGGUCUGAUCUCAUUAUUACUGAAACAGGAUACAAGUGGAAAAUAUAAAGAUCCAGUCCAUUUACAAAAUUGGAGGCCCCUUACACUUCAGUGUUGUGAUGCAAAAAUCCUAGCAAAAUGUAUAGCGCAUAGAAUUAAAAAGGUAUUGUCGAAUAUUAUUCAUUCUAAUCAGACAGGUUUUUUACAUGGAAGAUACAUUCGAGAUAAUAUAAGGCAAGUAUUGGAAACAAUAGAACACUAUGGAAAAUAUGGGAAACCAGGCCUGCUAUUCAUAGCAGACUUCGAAAAGGCAUUUGAUAAAGUUCGACUGGGGUUUAUAUAUAAAUGCCUGGAGCAUUUCAAUUUUGGAGAAUCUCUUAUAAAAUGGGUCAAAAUCAUGUAUAGUAACCCUAGGUGUAAAAUAGUAAAUAAUGGCUAUUUCUCAGAAAGUUUUAAACUGUCAAGAGGAGUGAAACAAGGUUGUCCACUAUCGGCAUAUCUAUUUAUUGUGGCCAUCGAGAUGUUAGCUAUUAAAAUCAGAUCCAAUAAUAAUAUCAGAGGAUUAGAAAUACAGGGCUUAAAAACAAAGGUGUCAUUGUACGCAGAUGAUUCAUGUUUUCUUUUAGAUCCACAACUAGAAUCCCUCCACAGCCUCAUAGAGGAUCUAGAUACAUUUUCUAACCUCUCUGGAUUAAAACCAAAUUAUGACAAAUGUACUAUAUUACGUAUUGGAUCAAUAAAAAAUACAAUUUUUACAUUACCAUGUAGUUUACCAAUAAAAUGGUCUGAUGGUGAUGUGGAUAUACUCAGAAUACAUAUCCCAAAGGAAAUAAAUGAUCUCACUUCAAUAAAUUUUAAUAGAAAGUUAGCAAAAAUAGAUAAGAUCUUACUACCAUGGAAAGGAAAAUACCUGUCAAUUUGUGGAAAAAUCACCCUGAUUAACUCUUUAGUAUUAUCCCAGUUUACCUAUUUGCUUAUGGUCUUGCCUACGCCUAGCAAACAGUUUUUUAAAUUAUAUGAGAAAAAAAUAUUCAAUUUUAUUUGGAACGGCAAGCCAGACAAAAUUAAAAGAGCAUAUUUAUAUAAUGAAUAUGAAUUCGGAGGACAUAAAUUAUUAAAUAUUAAAGCAUUAGACCUAUCACUAAAAUCUUCAGUCAUCCAAAAGUUAUAUUUAAAUCCGAACUGGUUCUCAAGCAAAUUAGUAAGAUUGUCUCACCCAAUGUUCAAGAAAGGCCUUUUUCCCUUUAUUCAGAUUACAACCUCUCACUUUCAGUUAUUUGAAAAGGAAAUAAUCUCCCAAAUGUCACUAUUUCUAAAACAAGCCAUAGAAAGUUGGUUGCAAUUUCAAUUUAAUCCUCCAGAAACGACAGAACAAAUAAUGCAACAAAUAUUGUGGUUACAUUCAAAUAUACUAAUUGACAAAAAACCUUUAUUUUUUGACAGAAUGUUUAAAAAAGGUAUAAUCUUCGUAAAUGAUAUCAUCGGUAGGACUGGUGGAGUUAUGUCGCACAUGCAGCUAACAAAAACAUAUGGAAAUGUCUGCUCUACCCAAAAUUACAACCAAAUAAUUGCAGCCUUACCGCAAAAGUGGAAGAGGAAAGUUGAAGGGGGAGAAAGUAAGGAACUUGUCUGUCGGCCUUGCAUUAAAGAACAUAAUUGGUUAAGGAAAACUGUGAUAAAUAAAAAAGUAUAUCAGUUUGACUUAAGGACCAAAGGAUUGACAGCCGUCCCAUAUAGAUUGCAAAAUAGUUGGGAAGAGAUCUUUGACGUACCGAUCCCAUGGCAUAGUGUUUAUGAACUGACACGCAAAACGACACCGGAUUCAAAAAUUAGAAUCUUUCAAUUUAAAUUAUUAUAUAAAAUUCUUGCUACCAAUAGAAUGUUAUUUAUAUGGGGGAUACAAUCUUCCCAGCUCUGCAGAUUUUGCUGUGAAGAGACAGAAUCAUUAGAUCAUUUGUUUUGGUUCUGUCCAUUUGUAGCUUGUUUUUGGACACAGGUCCAGGAAUGGCUAAAGGAUUGCAAUAUUUACCUGGAACUAACCUUGCAGAUAGCAUUACUGGGUGAUCUGAAAAGUCAUAGUCAAUCAAUCAAUAAUAUAAUAAUACUUUUAGCAAAAAUGUUUAUUUUUAAUUCACAAUCUGUAGAAGCAAUGAGAAUAGAAAGGUUCAGAACUUUUGUAAAACAUCACAGUACGGUUGAAAUAUAUAUGGCAAAUAGAAAUCCUAUAUGGAUGGUGUUAAGAGAUAGAUGGGAGGUAUUGAAUAGAGUUGAAGGAUGGGACUAAUAACAAAUAACAACAAAUAAUAACAAAGAUAGCUAAUAAUGUAAGCAUACUGUGUCCAUAAUAAGUAUAUAGGUUGUAUGUUGGGAGCUUUUGGGAAAGAGCACAGUUAGAAAGAUAUGGCAUUUAGAAGCAAACCGGAUGGACAUCAUGAAAAUGAUCGGAGAGGUUGAGAGUAGAAGAAGUUCAGGAGCAAAAAAAUAAUAAAUAAUAAAUAAAUAAAUAAAUAAAAAAAUAUAUAUAUAUAUAUAUAUAAUAGAAUUAUUGUAAAAUUAACUCUGUCCAUAAGGUGUAGAUAGUAAGUAUAGACCGGAAGUAGAGGCCUAGGCAUUGUUGUUCACUAAUUUACUCCAAGUAGGGAAAGGAUGGUGGGGUUGAAAAGUAAUAAAGGGGAAUAUAUAUAUAAAAAUAAAUAAAAACAUGGGGGAUUGGAAGUGAUGCAGACAAUUACAUUGAUAGAAGAUACAAUCUAUCUGCAAUAUUAAGCUGAUCCAUUCCCCCUCCCCCAAAAAAAGAAAAAAAUUAAAAUUAAAUAAAAAAAUAUAAAAAAAAUAAGAAAAUAAAAAUAAUAAUAAAAAAAAGGCUACCAAAACACGCAAAUCCAUCCUUUUAGAAACGGAAACGCUCCUUUUUAGAAACCUGCAUGCCAAGUAUAGACCAUAUAUUGUGUUCCCUACAGGUUAUAGAAAAUAGCAGAAGCUCUGAACUAUCCAUUCAGACCCAAGUCCUACCUACCUACAGGUUAUAGAACAUUUUUCUCCUUAAGGAGAAAGCCUCCCCUUCUAUGUCAAAGAUAAUAAAACAAUAACACUACAGUAAAUAAUACAGUAAUGGCCGCAAAAACACUGUAGUAAAUGCUACAGUAUACUACCAUCUGCAAAAACACGACAUUAAGUACUAUAGUAUAUACUACAGUUUUAAUUUACUACAGUAUUUAUACUAUAGUUAACUGUAUAAACUACAGUAUGCUACAGUAAAGUCUGCAAAAAAACGCUACAGUGAAUACUAUAGUAUUUAUACGAUAGUAUACUAUAGUAUUUUUUCAUGUUGGCAGAUAAAGUGUUUGAAAUGAUUUUUCACAUAUUUGAAACCCAGGUCUGCUGCAUGCAUACUAGGGAAAGAUGGGAACUGUCAUAACUUCCGCCGAGGCUGCCCCCCCCUCCUGGUUCGGGCAGGCUUCGACGUUCGUCGUCACCAGAGUACUAGCUACUGCCGAUCCCAUUCUCAUCACUCCACUUGUCAUGUCUUGUCAAUCACACACACCUGGUGCUCAUUCUCCUAAUUAGUAUGUGUAUAAGUGUUCCGUCUGUUCCCCUUGUCUUUGUGAGUGAUUGUUUGUUGUGAGAGCGUGUAGCUCGGUUGAGCUACUAUUCACUGUGUUUAUGCCAAGGUGGAUGUUUUCCCUUGUAAUAGUUUCGUUUGACACUUUGAGCGUUUGAUUUAAGUAAACGGAAUAAACUCUGGACUUCGGUAUUUUACCUCCUGCGCCUGACUCCUUCAUUCACACCUCGUCACAGGAACUGCUAGAAAGCAUACAGAUGUGUAUGGUUUGAUUUGAAUUGAUUUCCCAGCCUAGUUAUAUUUCAAAUGGAAAUCCAGACUGUUUCUCUAAGAUUCUGUCUGGACAUUGGUCUGACUGUGUGUUAUUGUUUGUCUGACAGAAGCACAGUGAGGCGCUACCCCUGUAUGAACAGGCUCUGAGAGUGUAUGAGGACAGUCUGAAACGCUCACACCCACAGGUCAGAGAUACGCUGAAGAACCUAGCUGUAAUCAGGUGAAUGCACACACACAUACAUGGAUGCAAACACACAUACCAUCUUAUUGUUAAUACAUACUGUACAGUACUAUGAGCUGAACGACUAGUUUUAUCAUCAUUGUCAUCAACCCCAUAUCUCUUUAUGAACCUUGUUUUCUCUCUUCUCUGUCCAUCUUCCUCUCCUCCCUCCUCCCUCUCUUUCCCACAGCUAUGAGGAGGGGAACUUUGUGAAAGAAGCAGAGCUCUACAAGCGAGCCAUGGAGAUCAAAGAGGCAGAGCCGUCUCUGGUGUGUGUGGGAAAUCCCAGUCUCGACACUCAUCCAGUGGGCAUAGCUGCGGGAUGUAGAGGUGCUGAGGGUGCACCCCUCUGA